Messenger RNA from Salvia hispanica, 3114 nucleotides. Its product is annotated as rho GTPase-activating protein 7-like. NCBI's taxonomy places the organism in Eukaryota, Viridiplantae, Streptophyta, Magnoliopsida, Lamiales, Lamiaceae. Gene Ontology annotation, biological process: signal transduction. The record is from RefSeq and is a predicted model, not a curated record.
GAAAAAGAAAAGAAAAAAGAAAAUCAAAGAGAAAAAAAAGACUCGUGAAGAAAAACAGCUGUAGUGUUGGUCGCUUAUGAUAUUGGUGCUUCAUCUAUCCAUCUUCUGCAUUUUCACCUUUUUACUUGAAAAGAGGAAAGACAAGCUGGAGUUGGGGGUUUAUGGGUAGUUCAUCCAUCUCAAUUGCGUAGAUCAGCGCGGGCUGGGUUCGAUCCGUGUCGACUCAGUGCUGAAUCGCCGUUGCUAUGUUGUCUCGCCAGUGAGAGUGGGGGCGGCGACACACUGAAAUGUCGGCUCCGCUAGCCGCAUUUGAACGCCCGCGCAAUGUCAACUCGAACACGAUAUUCAAGAGCGGGAAUCUGCUCAUCUCUUCCAAAGGGUUAGGAUGGAAGUCUUGGAAGAAGCGAUGGUUUAUCCUUACCCGUGCCUCUUUGGUUUUCUUUAAGAACGACCCGAGUGCACUUCCACAGCGUGGUGGUGAAGUAAAUCUAACUUUGGGUGGCAUUGAUUUGAAUAAUUCAGGGAGUGUUGUAGUUAGAGAGGACAAGAAAUUGCUGACUGUUUUGUUCCCUGAUGGACGUGAUGGCCGAGCAUUUACUCUUAAGGCAGAGACUUCUGAGGACUUGUAUGAGUGGAAGACAGCCCUAGAGCAUGCUCUUGCACAAGCACCAAGUGCUGCUCUUGUGAUGGGACAUAAUGGGAUAUUUAGAAGUGAUACAAAUGAUGCGCCUGAAGGUUCAUUUCAUCAAUGGAGAGAAAGACGGCCAGUUAAAUCUUUGGUUGUCGGACGCCCAAUUUUGCUAGCCCUGGAGGAUAUAGACGGAGGCCCAUCCUUCUUGGAAAAAGCACUUAGGUUUCUUGAGAAGUAUGGAAUUGAAGUGGAAGGAAUUCUGCGGCAGUCUGCAGAUGUUGAAGAAGUGGAGCGAAGAGUUAAGGAAUAUGAACAAGGCAAGAAUGAAUUCGGUCAUGAUGAGGAUGCUCAUGUCAUUGGUGACUGCGUUAAGCAUGUUCUUAGGGAACUACCUUCAUCUCCUGUUCCUGCAUCGUGCUGUACUGCAUUGUUGGAAGCCUAUAAAGUUGACCGCAAGGAGUCACGGGUGAAUGCUAUGCUAACGGCGAUAAAAGAAACAUUUCCGGAGCCCAAUAGACGCCUCCUACAGAGAGUUCUCAAGAUGAUGCAUACCAUUUCCGCACAUGCUUCUGAGAAUCGAAUGACUCCAUCUGCAGUUGCUGCUUGUAUGGCUCCCUUGCUCUUGCGGCCACUUUUAGCUGGUGAAUGCGAACUAGAGGAUGAUUAUGAUUCUAAUGGAGAUAACUCUGCCCAGCUUCUUGCUGCCGCCAAUGCAGCUAAUAAUGCCCAAGCAAUUAUUACUACACUGCUGGAGGAAUAUAAGAAUGUUUUUGAUGAUGAUAGUCUGAACAGAUGUUCAAUAUCUGCGGAAUCUCAAACUGAUACUAGUGGAAGUGAAGAUUCAAGUGUUGAUGAACAUCCGGACAUAAAAAUCAAUGGUUAUCAAGAUGCUGAAAAUGAAGUUCAUCUUGAAGCUGAUUAUGGUCGUGGACGUAGGCACAGUGUGAAGUUAAGUCAAAGCAGUGGCUCUUCCAGUGAUCUGUAUGACUAUAAGGCCAUUGGGAAUAAUGAUUCAGAUGAUGGAUCUUCCUUGCACAAUCGUGCUUUAAGUUUAGCAACAGUAAAUGCAAAGUUGGACUCUAGACUUUUAGCUGCAGCUGGUUCAGUUAAUGAGCAACUUGACGAACAGCGGAAGGUAUGUGAAAAUGCAAUUGGUGCCUCUUCUGAUGUACACGGUGAUGAAUCACAGCGAUCUAUGGGAGAUAUUUUGUCCUGUGUGGAUCAAGAGCUACAUCAAUCUACUCCUGGACAUGACAUGCUACCUGAUAAGCCAAUGCCCAAACAUUCCAGUCUCAGUGCCAAGAAAUCAAUGUUCUGGGGGAGGAAAAAUGCCCGAAAAACUCCUUCAACAGAGUCAAUUAGUUCUUCUGGUGAAGAAGAGCUUGCCAUCCAGAGAUUGGAGACAACAAAGAAUGAUUUGCGUCAGAGGAUUGCAAAAGAGGCAAGAGGAAAUGCAAUUUUACAAGCUAGCUUGGAGAGAAGAAAGCAAGCUUUGCAUGAGCGUCGGUUGGCACUUGAACAAGAUGUAACUAGGCUGCAAGAACAGUUACAAGCUGAGAGAGAUUUACGAGCAGCUCUUGAAGUUGGCUUAAGCAUGUCUUCUGACCAGUUUCCUGGCACCCGCGGCAUGGAUUCCAAGACGAGGGCUGAGCUUGAGGAAAUAGCUCUCGCUGAGGCAGAUGUAGCCAGAUUGAAGCAGAAAGUUGCUGAGCUUCACCAUCAGCUAAACCAGCAGCGUCAGCACCACUAUGGAUCUCUUCCAGAUGUAAAUGAUUCUCAUCAACAAGCUCCGACUCAAAGUUUGCCGCAAAAGCAUUUCCAACAAGAUUUUGACACAACGCUUGCUGUUUGUAACCAUGAAAGGAAACAAAGGAACGAGGAAUUGACAGACCUGAGAAAUAUCAAUGGACCAUUGUCAACAUCAGGCGUCAGUAACAAGCAGGCUUCUUGGAAGCAAUUUGUAGAACCAACAAACCCGAGCGAUUCUAAAAAUGGUGAAGCAUCCAAAAGCUUACCAACUGACAAUCUUUGUGAUGUUGAUUCUGCAUCUCUGCCCUCUACUUCUAAGGUGGCUGAGGUGGUGGAAAAUCCUCGAAACCUAGCAGCCGCGUCGUCGACAUUGGUGGAAUUGACAACGCGGUUGGACUUCUUCAAGGAGAGGAGGUCACAGCUGAUGGAACAACUCCACAAGCUGGAUUUAAACUAUGGAUCAAUGCCUCAUGAUUUUGUGUAUAGACUUUCUUCUCCUCCUUGGAACUAAUCAAAAUCCCCCUUUUGUACAUUCUCUUCCUUUCUCCUCUUAACACUUCAAACUACUAUUGUUUGUAUGAAAUGUAGAUUGGUGCGAGUUUUAUAAAUUUUUGAUACUGCUAGUAAAUGUGACGCCACUUAUAGGUCAUGAAUAUGUAUUAUGUUUGGUUGGGGCUAGAAUACAGUUCGAUAUGCAAAAUUAUAAAUAUUCAAUAUAUAUUAUGUUUGGUUCA